AGGUUAUUGAAUGUAUAAAUUUGUUGUACGUUUUUUGAUUAUCAAAAUCAAAAAAAAAUAUAUAUAUCCCUGCUGCUGUACCAGAAUGUUCGGUGAGGCAAUAGAGGAUAGUGCGAAUUGUUCAGUGAAUCGCGAUCGGCAGCUGGAAACCAAUCGCUUGCUCUUCUGGUGUCGGCGACUGAAUAUGAUGCCCGACGAGGUGCAGCAAUUGUCGCUGGAGGAGCUACAGGCCCGCCAUUUGUUGGUGCAGCAAGCGGAAGGAGCUCAUGAGCGGCGCAUGGACCAAUUCAAGCGCUGGCAAAAUCUCAACCAGUUGCGCUGGCUCAUGUACGAGGAACAGCGCAAAUACAAUGAGAAAUGUGGCCAACAGGCGCUGGGCGUCUCCAUCUGGCAGAUAUUGUCCUUGGCACAACAAGAGCUGGAAUCGGAGUUGCAGAUGCCAGAGCUACGCGGCGAUUGUCGACGUUUUCCCUCGCCCAUGUCAGUCAUGGGAACUACCCGAGAACCGGGUAGUAAUGCUAAUAUACUAAAGCCGCUGAGACCCAUAAUCACUGGAUUGAGUUCGAGUGAGCCGUGUAGCGCGUGCCCAGGCAACCAAUUGGCGGAACUGGAGCCAACACGAAUUCCCAGCAAACAAUUUGAAGCCGAAGAGCAACUCCAACUCCAGGAGGAUCAAAUAAUGCAGCAAGAGAAUCUGUUACAAGUAUCAUCCAUUUCUAGAAAUUUCAAUCAAGGUCAUUCUACCAAUGAGAAACAGAGAAGUGUGCAUAGCUACGUGUCCAAUGAUCACCACAAGUGCCAAUGCAACCAAUGGUCGGGUCAGGAACUGACUCCAUUUGUCAGCACACAAUUUAAUGUUGGGAAGAAGAUGUUGCAUAAUGAGAAUCAGCUCCUACACUCACCCUCAAGCUUAAACGGCAUUUCCAACCAAAUGCAUAAUAUUUCGAUUAACAAUGACUACGGUUGUCGGAAAAUACAUGGGAUCUUCGAUGAUUGUCUGUGCCUAGGCAACCGAUUGGCGGAAUUGGAGCCAACGGGAGUUCCCAGCAAACAAUUUGCAGCUGAAGAGGAGCUCCAGCUGAUAGAGCAAAAGGCGAAGGAGGAUGAAAUAAUGCACAAUGAAAAUCUGUUUCAACGAUCAGCCAUUUCUAGAAAUUUAAUGCAAGUUGAUUUUAUCAAUGAGAGACCCAGUAGGGAGGUUAUCUCCGUGUCCAACGAUCGUCCCAAGUGCCAAUGCAACCAAUGUUCGGAACAGGAACAGAAUCGAUUUGUCAGCACACAAUCAAAUACUGGAAAGAAAAUGUUGCGUAAAGAGAAUCAGCUCCUACGAUCAUCCCCAAGCUUCUACGGCAUAUCCAGCUUAAUGCUUUUUGAUUCGAUGGACAGGGACUAUGGUAGUCCGAACAUAUCUGAUUUCUCCGAUGAUCUUAGCAUACGCUACGAGUUGGACGAUAUUAACAGAUCCGUUAAUCAUUGCGAAAGGUUGAUGCACAUGAUAUGCGCACCAUAUAUGGAGUCGAGCCCACAGCACAAUCAAAUGAAUUUCUUGACAAGUAGCCAAAUUAUGAGUAGCGAUGUUUCUUUUUUGAGUAGCGUGAAAACUAAGUCUGAGUCCGAUCCAGAAUCUGAAUUUACAAUUGAUGAAUGGAAGAAUGAAUUAAUAGUGCAUUCAAACUUUCGAUUGUAGUCGUCUAUAUGAUAAUUGAUUAAAU
Drosophila novamexicana is the source of this 1712-nucleotide messenger RNA. RefSeq lists its product as uncharacterized. The coding region runs from base 11 to 1687 and encodes 558 amino acids. The record is from RefSeq and is a predicted model, not a curated record. Lineage: Eukaryota; Metazoa; Arthropoda; Insecta; Diptera; Drosophilidae. The transcript has a single exon.